AUGGCGGCCGGUGGCGGAGCAGACUGGAAGCUCCCGAACACUCUUCCAGAGUUUACUCGCUAUGUACCUCCCGGCUGGAAGCCGGGCCUGCCAGAAUAUACGUUCAAGAACUUCCUCGAACGCCUCCACCUCUGGUGGAGAAUCACUCCUAUCACGGAUGAAGAAGCAGGGCCUCUUGUUGCCAGCAGGCUCUUGGACCAGGCGUUCGAGGUGGCAAUGCAUAUGAGAGUGGAUCGCAACGGUCAGAUAUAUACUGGUGAUGCGGCUCUUGCUCUUGCGAAGACAGAUGCAGUGCUCGACCCUCAUGAUGGAUCGGUUGUUGUGCCAGAAAAUCCUGCUGGCGUUGUGCAUCUCAUCCAACGUCUCAAGGAGGCCUUCGAGGUUCACGACCAGGACAAACAGGGCGAAAUAUUGGAUAGGUUCUGGGACACACGCAGGGGUUCGAGUUCAUUGCAAGACUUUCUCCUAUGGUUCAAGCAACGGUACGAUGAGGCUGAGAGCAAGGCAGGACUUCAGCUGAAUGACGCGGGACGGACUCACCUCCUCUUCAAGUGGAGCGGCCUUCCAGCACGACGGGUCGCGGACAUAAAGCUUCAUCACAAUGGCGACCUGACACAGUUCAACCAGAUCUACAGCAUGAUAAGCAGAAUUGCGAAGCAAGAAAUGGCAGCUGGAGUCACUCAUCAUCAUGGACACUACGGAGAGUGCGACGAUGAGGAGCUGAACGACGAAGACUACCAUCUCUCCUUUUAUACAGAUGAAGAUCAAGAUGAAUAUAUAGAUUUCACAUAUGACGAAGACACGGACCUACACUAUCGAGAUUAUAUGGUUGCAGAAUCUGGUGAAUGGCGAUAUGGUGCUUAUGACAGUUAUUGGAAUUGGUAUGAUCAAGAUGAAGUUGAAUCCUAUCUUGACGAGCUCGACCUGGAGGAAGCCUAUCAAAUGACUGGAUUCAGACCCAAAGAAAAGGAAAAGGCAAAGGACGCUUUCGCAGCAAAGGACGUGGAAAAGGCUCCAAAGGUCGAGGACGCGGACGAAAAGGCAAAGGACAAAGGCAACGGCGGCAAGACGAAGAACAAGCAGGACAGCAACGGAUGCAGUACGUGCGGCUCAAAAUGGCAUCGAGACCAGGACUGCCCAGCCAAGCAUCGAGCAGCCGCUGGAAAUCAAGAUGGCAAAAACCAAUGCAAGAUAUACGCAGACUCUACAUCACUUCAGCGAUUACCAAGCGAAUACGGAAUACACAGGACUGCUCUCGCCGCUGGACAUCGUGGACCUGACGACCUGGAUUACUCACAAUGGAGCCAGCAGGAGUCCGACUUCUACCUGGACGACGACGGCCAAGACAUCACGCUGAAGAACUCGCACUCCAAGUUGUCUGGUAUUGACGGCAAGGCCAGUCCAUCGCUUGGGCUCGGCACGAUUCCCCUGAACCUGAAGGCGCUACCCAGGAGCACAUUCACGAUGGAUCUUCUCGGCGGUUCAGGUUCGCGGUGCCCUUGCCUUCUUCCGAACGAGUCGAUGAUUGAGCAUGUGGCAUCCAUGUGCACGAAUGUUCUUCCCAACAAGGACGGGGUGUUGGUCAUCAAUCACAUCGGAUCAAUGGGCAAGAAGGUGGCACCAACUUCUUUCUUACGUAUUCUGUACACGGACUCGGGCCACUACCUCUUGCCGAUCGACGGCCCUACAGCCAACACCGGAGAAGAAGCUUCAGCUCUACGGCAAGCAGUGAAGGACUACAUGGAGUUCAUCUUUGACGUUAACCAGACUGCGAAGUCGAAUGUCAGUACGGCGUUGCAUAUCAGCCAGAUGUUCUACAAGCAGUGGGCCUCGUUUACUGGCGACAUGUGGACAGGAGCGAAUAUGUGGCCUACCUCUUGUGAUCGUGAUGAUGUUUCUGAGCUCGAACGAAAGUACCGGGCGUGGCCUGAGGAAUUCUACCAGCAGACGAUGUUGCCUGUCAUCACCCCUCGCAACGCGACGUUGUGGAUGGAUCAUAUGAAAGGCUUCAAAGUACACGUGCAGGAACGUAUGUCUGGAAGUGGUCGUCUUUCCCUCAGGUGCAUGCGGCUCGGUCUACAGAUGGCGUUUCCUGUGGACUACCGGUACGGUUGGAACUUGGCAGACUCGGAGCAUCAGAACAUCCUCACGGCGAUCAGGCACACGGUGGGCAUCAAGAUCACCAGGUGGGCUCCUGCAUGUACACCUUGGUCCCAGGCCUCAAAAGGAAAUGCGGAAAAACGAGAAGCAGAACGCGAAGCUCAGGACCCCACUCUCAGCUGGUGUGUCUCGGAUAUACAAGAUGGACAGAAGCGUGGUGAACAUGCAGCAGUCGAGAACCCAGCCACCAGCGAGAUUUGGGACAAGUCUUCUCUGCGAUGUCUUUCAGGACUGGGACUACGGCCCUACGUUGGAGAUCAUUGUCCGUUCGGUGCAGUCAAUGAGAACGGCGAACCAAUACGGAAAAGGACACGAUACUUGAGUACCUUCGGCCUCCGCGGAACUACUCGACACUGCAAAUGCAAGGUUCCUCACGGGCAGCUCGUUGGCCAUACGGAUGGAGUACGCCGGACGGCUCGAGCUGCAAUCUACCCCAAGCAGUUGUGCGACGCCAUCGGCAAGGACAUCAUGAAGAUCAUCGGCCAGGCCAAGACCGGAUACUAUCAUGGAGAGUUUCUGACGGAGAACGCCGACGGCUGCAACUACACAAGUUGCUGGACGUGCCCCCGCUGCAAGCACGGCACGAAGACUACGGAACCUCACACGCGGAUUCAAGGGCAAUGCAAGAUGGCAGGAUCGGUUCCUCGUGGCGCACCGGCUCCAGUCGCUGCUCCAGCUCCUGCGGCAGCUGCACCGGCUGCCCAGCUGAGGAUUCAGAAGAUGAUCCUCUGGUGGCAGCACCCGAGGAACCUCCUGACGAAGACGAACCAGCAGUACAACCUCUACAAGACGUGCCAUUGGAACGGGCUCCCGAUGCUUCGGGAGAUCAGCACGCUGAAGGAGAAGCCGAAGAUAGCCAAGAAGGAAUGGUAUGAUGUGAAGCCCAGCUUCAACCUGGCGAACCUCCUCAAGAAGCUGAAGGAAGCGGCAGAGAACAAGGUUGGCAUCUCCAUGGCAGUUCAUUUCAACCAGAGAGUACAGAUAGACCUGUUCUUCCAGUGGGACGAGUGCUUCAUCCUGAUCAUCGAUGAGUUCAGCAAGUAUAAGAUCGCGGACUUCCUCAAGGAUCGUACUGCAGAAGAAAUUCUUACGUCAGUACGACGCUGUUGGAUACGGUACUUCGGACCCCCAGUACGACUUAUCCUCGAUCAGGAAGGUGGCCUUGUAUCAGAACUGUGCUCGAGGAUGUGUGACAAAUUCAACAUCAGGCGCAGCUUUGCUGGAACGGAUGACCACACGUUGACGGGCUUGGUGGAGCGCUGGAUCUCACUUGUCAGACUCUGCUCGCUCAAGUUGAAGAAGAGUUGCCAGGUUCAGGGAUUGCAGGUCACUAACGCCGACAUUAUCCAUGAAUCAGCCAUGGUCUCGAACUCACUUGUGUCGUACGGCGGCCAGUCUGCGAACCAGGUAGUGCUUGGAUUUACUCCGCGAGACUUCUACGACAUGGAGGCGACUACUCUGGAUUCAGUUACUUCGGCGGUCGACAGCUGUCCGGGCCAAUUCGAAUCGGCUCUGAGACUGAGAAUGCAAGCGAAGAUCGCAAUGGCCAAGAGUCUCGUUGAAGAGCGCAUUGCACGAUGCAAUCGCACCCGGCAGCAGCAGACACCUCCUGGACAGCGACUUCAACCAGGCGAGCCAGUGGACAUCUACCGAGUGCCAGAAAGGAAGGAUCAAUCCGGCUGGCGAGGACCAGCUGAACUCGUGAAGCUCACUCAGGGCACGGGCAUUGUCGUGUGGAACGGUAUUCCCUACAUCCUGCCAACACGACACAUCCGACGGCACACGGUGAAGUUGGAAAAAAUUCCUCUCGGCAAUGGCAACAAUUUCGUGUACCUCCUGCAGAAGAAUGAGGACACUGAGAACCUCUUCAAGCUGAUGGACCUCGUGGACGGCACAGCUUACGGACAGUAUACGCGGCUCGGAAAGACCUUCAACGGAAAUGUGAUGGCGUGUUUUCCUCCAGCAGCUCAGCUACGACUGGUGAACCACUGGGCGCUGUGCAUGCAGAUAUACAAGAAGGUCUUCCACUUGAAGAGCGUAGAUGGACUCUUGUACGGGACAUCAGUCAAACGGAUACCAGCUCUCGAUCGGAUAUUUCAUGGACUUUUGGUGACGUGGUCGCGAGCAAAUCAUGCUGAUUACCUGGCACAGGAAGUUCGUCCAAACAAGGGUCUUAACGUAGCAGACUACUCAAAAGGAAGUUGGGAGGACACCUCAUUCUUCCUCAUGUACCGAACCGAGCUACCGGUAAACCCCUUCUUGGACGACUACGAGAUUCCCAACAUCGACGACCUGGGCAACGUGGAAACCAUGCCGGAGAGCAUGAGAGAUAUCGAUCAGGACCUCAAGGACAUGGUCAGCCUCCUGCCGGACGACGACAGCUGGGACAUGAGCUCGCUGGAAUAUUCACCUGAUGUAUCGAGACG
Messenger RNA from Prorocentrum cordatum, 4586 nucleotides. The record is from the annotation of a GenBank genome assembly. NCBI's taxonomy places the organism in Eukaryota, Dinophyceae, Prorocentrales, Prorocentraceae.